This is a messenger RNA of Myotis davidii, 4554 nucleotides long. It is a transcript of the gene MTHFSD, whose product is annotated as methenyltetrahydrofolate synthetase domain containing. The coding region runs from base 943 to 2097 and encodes 384 amino acids. The transcript is spliced from 7 exons. The record is from RefSeq and is a predicted model, not a curated record. Gene Ontology annotation, cellular component: cytoplasm. NCBI's taxonomy places the organism in Eukaryota, Metazoa, Chordata, Mammalia, Chiroptera, Vespertilionidae. Gene Ontology annotation, molecular function: RNA binding.
CCGCCCUCCCUCUCACCCCCGCUUUCAGCGCGGGAAACUGAGGCUCGCGGCUGCGGGAAGGGUAGGACGACCCCAGUUUUACCGACACGCUGGGCACGUGGUCAUCGUCUUCCUAGCAGAUGAGUUGUGAGGCCUCGGGUGGCCCCGGCUCUUGGGGAGGCUCGGCCCAGGGUCCCCGGGCUGUGCCGACUGGGUGCAGGAUUCCCUGGCGGAGGUCAUGUAGGGCUCAUGGUGCGCCCGGGUCCUGCCAUGCCUGCGCGUGCAGCCGGAAACCUGCACAGCGAGCCGCUGCUGGUAACCCAGUGGGAUGAGAAAAAAGGCCUAUGGAGACGCUGCCACGAGCCAGGACCGAGCUCAGAGCCAGAGGGAGAAAGAAGAGUGAAAACCAGGCUGACCUGACCCGCAGCUACAGCACUGGGUCGGGCAUGUCACACAUUAAUACUAUAUGUCGCCUCUUAUUAUUCUGACCAUUUCCUUUGUUUUCAUAACGUUCCAAGGGCAGGGACGUGCCCUUUUAUUCUCUGCCUCCCUCCCAAUUAGCUCAUUGCUUUCUAAAUGGGAGUCACUCAGAUGUUUGUGAUGAAUUGAUUCUCCAGGGCCGGCCCCAAUGUCUGCAUUUCUUGUGUUCCACACAGUCCGCAUCCUGUUAGGGAUAUUGGAGGGCUUCUGGGUUGUUAGUGAAAGUGAUAAUGUAAUAAAUAGCCUUAUGAUAGUUGUGUCAAAAUUUGGGAUUAUACUGAGUUUACUCUGUCGUUGGACUUCAAUGAUUUGUCAUGGGUGUAGGACUUAUCACUAACCCUGAUUUUACGAUGGAGCGAUCAGAAGGCCUAGAUCCUGGUCUGGCCUGUAGAGAGUGGAGGGUGCAUGAAGCAGGCAUGGGACAGGCCCUGGGGCGCACGCGCCGUGGAAUUCCUUGCAACUGUUUAAUCAGACACCCUUAUUAUGAUAGGUAUUUCCAAACAGGACAUUCGGGAGCAGAUCUGGGACUACAUGGAAUCACAAAAUAUAGCUGACUUUCCCCGGCCUGUCCAUCAUAGGAUUCCCAACUUCAAGGGCGCUGCUUGGGCCGCUGAGCACUUCCCACGCUUGCUGGCGUUCAAAAUGGCCAGGACCAUUAAAGUCAACCCUGAUGCUCCCCAGAAAAACGCUCGCUUCUUCGUCCUCGACAGCAAAAAAACAUUGUUGGUUCCAACACCAAGACUGAGAACAGGAUUAUUUAAUAGGAUCACACCACCCCCUGGGGCAACUAAAGACAUCCUGAGAAAAUGUGCCACCUCGCAGGGCGUGAGGGACUACAGUGUUCCCGUGGGCUUGGACGCCAGGGUCCUCGUGGACUUAGUGGUGGUGGGCUCCGUGGCCGUUUCCGAAAAAGGCUGGAGAAUUGGGAAGGGAGAAGGUUAUGCUGACCUUGAAUAUGCCAUGAUGGCGUCGAUGGGAGCAGUCAGCCAGGGGACGCCAGUGGUCACCAUCGUCCACGACUGCCAGGUCGUCGACAUACCUGAAGCGCUCCUCGAGGAUCACGACCUCACUGUGGACUAUAUUCUCACUCCAACCAGAGUCAUCACCACGGGGUGUGAGCGCCCAAAACCAACAGGAAUCACGUGGUCUAAGAUCAGCAGUGCGAUGAUGGGAAGAAUCCCAAUACUCAGAAGCCUUCGCUCCCGAGAGAAGCAGGCCGGGAGAGACGUCACGCUUAAGAAUGAGCACCCACCCCGAGAAGCCCGCAGCCAGCACGCAGCUCCGCCGGGCGCUGUAAGAAGACCCGGGGACCCAGCCCAGCCGGAGGCAUGUUCCCCGCAGGGGGAGGAUGUGCCUUCCGACACUGUUUACGUGGGGAACCUCCCCCGGGACACGCGAGUGAGUGAGCUGAAGAGAGCCCUCCGAGAGCGGGGCGCAGCCCCACUGCGGCUCACCUGGCAGGGCCCACAGCACAGGGCCUUCCUCCAUUUCCAGGACCCAGCCGCUGCCCAGCAGGCCCUCUCCCGCUUACAGGGCUUACACCUGGGUGCCAACACCCUGAAGGUGGCGCUGGCCCAGCAGCAGAGGGCCAGUGACCUGGCAGGUGGCCAUGCUAGAGAGCCGCACCCAGACCAUUGACCAUCAGUGACAGCUGACCUCCGGAGGCCCGCGCGGUAGGAUGCGGCCCAACUGUUGCUACACAAGCUGCGUUGACCAGGUUGGUUCUUUCUAGGAAGUCACAGCCGCAGGCCCUGCCUCCCGGUGAUCUCCUGACGAGGAGGGAAGUUGACCAGCACACUUCCUCCUCUCGGGAGGCUGAGCGCCCCAUGGAUUCAGUUCUGUUUAUCGUGGCCCUCAGCCCACUGGAUGGCAUAGCCAUGCUGGUUCUCUGGGGAGACCGCAGUUGGAGGGUUUAGGGGACCAAUGAGCAAUAAGCGAGUGGGAGUAAGUGGUGACAGUGGAUUAGAAGAGUCUGAGGCCCCGGCAGGACCAGACGCAGGAGCAAACCAGGACGCGCUCGUGCCCAGGACCCUGCCCGGCACUGCUGGAGGGAAAGCUGCAUUCACAUUGCAGAAGCCAGGCACCUCCGCCUCCUGGGUACAAGCCGCUUGUCUCAGCUCAGUCCUGGUGUCGGAAAUGGAGAGCUGGUGCGACAUGGACCCUUGGUGGAGCGGUCUCCCCUCUGUCCUCGCCUUACCUUUCCAGCCCUCCUCCUCCCCUGGGUUUCGCUCUGCACUGGGCCAGCGGGCCCGCACACAGCAGGAAGUGCUGGCUUAUAGGAGACAGUGGUUUUAGGAACUGACCAUGCAGGCCUGAAUCACAGGCAGAGUCCGCAAGCGCUCUCGCACUCCCAUUUGCCCAAUGCCUAUGUUCUCCGAGUUUCUUCCUCUAGUUCCUUGUUCCUAAAAAACAAGCUGGAUUUGGGCUGAACUGUGCUUUCUAAACAGAAGCACUUUUGCAAUUGAUCCUGGGCACAACGUCAAAAUAAGCAUUUAAGUGGAGGCUUUAUUUUUCCAAAUGUACACGCAUUGGAAAUUUUAUUUUUUCACCAGGGGGCCUUCCUGUGUAUUUUAAGUACAUUAUGAUGCCUCAAGAGGCCAGGCCCUGCACGAACUUUCAAGAAAAUAUUCUUAAGGUACUCAGUCUCCCUUGGAAAAAACAUUUCCUUUUUGGUUUUACAAUGAAAAUACUGUGGAGACUUCGGAAAGAAAAUCUAUCCAAAUGGACAGAUAUUUCUCUAAGAAAAUCUAUCCAAAUAGGUAUUUCUCUAGCAAAAUGGGACUAUUCAGGAACAACGAAGAAUUGUAAUUCGGGAUGCAGGGUCUAAUGGCAAACCGUGUGAAAGCCUUGAGAAACGAAGGAGAGGAAUGCUCUUUUAUGGACUUGGGAGGAGCUGUUGUAAACAAAGAGCCCAUUGGAGGAAACUGAAAGAUGGAAGUGUAGUGACUUUCCAUUGGCUGAGCUGUCACUAGGCCAGAAGGAAUCCUUUCUUCCUCCUGCUGAGCAGCAAGUAGAAUCCUGCCAUGGGAGAUGCGGGGUGGUCCCUCCUGUUGGGGUCAGUAGUGUGCAUAGAGUGGCACGUUUGAAAGAACUCUCUUGCAGCUUCUGGACUCCACUUUCAACGAGGUUUCACCAUCCUUAGAUUUGUUCAUUAAAUGCAGACUCCUUUUCCAAGCUGUCAUGAAUAAAAUGAGAGUAAAUACCUUAAAACGGACCAGGGCCUUCCCUGCCUUGGGACCUCUGGGCUUCCUCUCUCUUGGCCUGAACUGUCCACCGUCGUCUGCAGGGCUGGUUUUGUUUUGUCACUAGGCGUUCAGCAGUGAUGUCAGAGGCCGACUCUGGCCACCCAACCCAGAGUAGCGAGCUGAUCAUCCUAACUCCUCACUGUUUCCUUUUUAGUUUUUCUUUUUUCCCGGAAUACCUCUUGUAUUUGGCAUGUUCUUGUUUGGUUUUUGUUGACGUUUUCACUGUUGACUAGCACUCCAGAACAGGAAAUGUGUCACUGCUGAUCUUCACUCCUGCUGUACCCCAGCUGCGAGCAAGUCCUGGCACAUACAUCGCAGCUCGGGAAACUAACAUGUGGAUGGAUUCACCCGAGCCAGAGAGGGAAAGGAGAGCAUGAUGAUACCGCCCGACGCCCUGUGUCCAGUUGUGCAUGCGCCAGCCUGCCGUGGACGGCGUUACCCCCAUCAAUAGUGGUCCCUCUUGGUUAAGCCAGGUCGCUUGGGUAUUCUGUCACUCACAGCCAGAAUAAUCCAGAUGAAUGAUACACAGAUCUGAAUGAGUUUCAUCAUGUUUAUAUUUGCGAGAACGUAGUAUAAGGAAAACUAAAGUCCACGUGCCUGAAAUAGAAGUCCCCCAAACGUAGCAGCCUGGGCCCACCUUUUACCCUCCGUCCUGCCUCAGACAGGCCUGGACAGGCUUCCUCAGAGCCGCCAGGAAGAGCACUCAGAUUGCAGGACAAGCGCUGAGGGACCCAGCUUUUUGUUCCCAAGACUCAAGUACUUGUCGGAAUCAUAAUUGUAUAAUUCACAUGACGAUAAUGAGGUUGAAGACUGGAAAAUGACCACUUGACAACAUGCCGAGAAAUAUAGA